GGAAUUUCGUCCCAAAUAAAAGGAAUGAAGUCUGGCUCCGGAGGAGGGUCCCCGACCUCGCUGUGGGGGCUCGUGUUUCUCUCCGCCGCGCUCUCGCUCUGGCCGACGAGUGGAGAAAUUUGUGGGCCUGGCAUUGACAUCCGCAACGACUACCAGCAGCUGAAGCGCCUGGAAAACUGCACGGUGAUCGAGGGCUUCCUCCACAUCCUGCUCAUCUCCAAGGCUGAGGACUACCGGAGCUACCGCUUCCCCAAGCUCACAGUCAUCACCGAGUACUUGCUGCUGUUUCGAGUGGCCGGCCUCGAGAGCCUGGGCGACCUCUUCCCGAACCUCACAGUCAUCCGUGGCUGGAAACUCUUCUACAACUACGCGCUGGUCAUCUUCGAAAUGACCAAUCUCAAGGACAUUGGGCUUUAUAAUCUGAGGAACAUUACUCGGGGGGCCAUCAGGAUUGAGAAGAAUGCUGACCUCUGUUACCUCUCCACCAUAGACUGGUCUCUCAUCUUGGAUGCCGUGUCCAAUAACUACAUUGUGGGGAACAAACCCCCAAAGGAAUGUGGGGACCUGUGUCCGGGAACAUUGGAGGAGAAGCCCAUGUGUGAGAAGACCACCAUCAACAAUGAGUACAACUACCGCUGCUGGACCACAAACCGCUGCCAGAAAAUGUGCCCAAGUGUGUGCGGGAAGCGAGCAUGCACCGAGAACAAUGAAUGCUGCCACCCAGAGUGCCUAGGCAGCUGCCAUACCCCUGACGACAACACAACUUGCGUGGCCUGCCGACACUACUACUACAAAGGCGUGUGUGUGCCUGCCUGCCCACCUGGCACCUACCGGUUCGAGGGCUGGCGCUGUGUGGACCGUGAUUUCUGCGCCAACAUCCCCAACGCUGAGAGCAGUGACUCCGAUGGCUUCGUCAUCCAUGAUGGCGAAUGUAUGCAGGAGUGUCCCUCAGGAUUCAUCCGCAACAGCACCCAGAGCAUGUACUGUAUCCCCUGUGAAGGCCCCUGCCCCAAAGUCUGCGGCGACGAAGAAAAGAAAACAAAAACCAUUGAUUCAGUUACUUCCGCUCAGAUGCUCCAAGGAUGCACCAUCUUGAAGGGCAAUCUGCUUAUUAAUAUCCGACGAGGCAAUAACAUAGCCUCAGAACUGGAGAACUUCAUGGGGCUCAUUGAGGUGGUGACCGGCUACGUGAAGAUCCGCCAUUCCCACGCCUUGGUCUCCUUGUCCUUCCUGAAGAACCUCCGUCUGAUCUUAGGAGAGGAGCAGCUAGAAGGGAACUAUUCCUUCUAUGUCCUGGACAACCAGAACUUGCAGCAGCUGUGGGACUGGAACCACCGGAACCUGACCAUCAGGUCAGGCAAGAUGUAUUUUGCUUUCAAUCCCAAGCUGUGUGUGUCUGAAAUUUACCGCAUGGAGGAAGUGACAGGAACAAAGGGACGCCAGAGCAAAGGAGAUAUAAACACCAGGAACAACGGAGAGCGAGCUUCCUGUGAGAGUGAUGUCCUCCGUUUCACCUCCACCACCACCUGGAAGAACCGCAUCAUUAUCACAUGGCACCGGUACCGGCCGCCAGACUACAGGGACCUCAUCAGCUUCACGGUGUACUACAAGGAAGCACCUUUUAAAAAUGUUACCGAAUAUGAUGGGCAGGAUGCCUGUGGCUCCAACAGCUGGAACAUGGUGGAUGUGGACCUACCUCCCAACAAGGAGGGGGAGCCUGGCAUUUUACUGCAUGGGCUGAAGCCCUGGACCCAGUAUGCCGUCUAUGUCAAGGCUGUGACCCUCACCAUGGUGGAAAACGACCACAUCCGUGGGGCCAAAAGUGAAAUCUUGUACAUUCGCACCAAUGCUUCAGUUCCCUCCAUUCCCCUGGACGUCCUGUCAGCAUCAAACUCUUCUUCCCAGCUGAUUGUAAAGUGGAACCCCCCAACUCUGCCCAAUGGGAACUUGAGUUAUUACAUUGUGAGGUGGCAGCGGCAGCCACAGGAUGGCUAUCUGUACCGGCACAACUACUGCUCCAAAGACAAAAUCCCCAUCAGAAAGUAUGCUGACGGCACCAUUGAUGUGGAAGAGGUGACAGAGAACCCCAAGACGGAAGUGUGUGGUGGUGAGAAGGGGCCAUGCUGUGCUUGUCCUAAAACUGAAGCUGAGAAGCAGGCUGAGAAGGAGGAGGCAGAGUACCGGAAAGUCUUCGAGAAUUUCCUUCAUAACUCCAUCUUCGUGCCCAGACCUGAAAGGAGGCGGAGAGAUGUCAUGCAAGUGGCCAACACCACCAUGUCUAGCCGAAGCAGGAACACUACCAUGGCUGACACCUACAAUAUGACAGACCCAGAAGAGUUCGAGACAGAAUACCCUUUCUUCGAGAGCAGGGUGGAUAACAAGGAGAGAACUGUCAUUUCCAACCUCCGGCCUUUCACUUUGUACCGCAUUGACAUCCACAGCUGCAACCAUGAGGCUGAGAAGCUGGGCUGCAGUGCCUCCAACUUUGUCUUUGCAAGAACCAUGCCGGCAGAAGGAGCAGAUGACAUUCCUGGACCAGUGACCUGGGAACCAAGACCUGAAAAUUCCAUCUUCUUAAAGUGGCCAGAACCUGAGAACCCCAACGGCUUGAUUCUGAUGUACGAAAUAAAAUAUGGGGCGCAAGUGGAGGAUCAGCGGGAAUGUGUGUCCAGACAGGAGUACAGGAAGUAUGGAGGGGCCAAGCUUAACCGGCUAAACCCUGGGAACUACACAGCCCGGAUUCAGGCUACCUCCCUCUCUGGGAAUGGGUCGUGGACAGAUCCCGUGUUCUUCUAUGUCCCAGCCAAAACGACGUAUGAGAAUUUCAUGCAUCUGAUCAUUGCUCUGCCAGUCGCCAUCCUGCUGAUCGUGGGGGGCCUGGUAAUCAUGCUGUAUGUCUUCCAUAGAAAGAGAAAUAACAACAGGUUGGGCAAUGGAGUGUUGUAUGCCUCUGUGAACCCCGAGUAUUUCAGCGCAGCUGAUGUGUACGUGCCUGAUGAGUGGGAGGUAGCUCGAGAGAAGAUCACCAUGAACCGGGAGCUUGGACAAGGGUCCUUUGGGAUGGUCUAUGAAGGAGUGGCCAAGGGCGUGGUCAAGGAUGAACCUGAAACCAGAGUAGCCAUCAAGACAGUGAACGAGGCUGCGAGUAUGCGGGAAAGAAUAGAGUUUCUCAACGAGGCCUCAGUGAUGAAGGAGUUCAACUGUCACCACGUGGUCCGGUUGCUGGGCGUGGUGUCCCAAGGCCAGCCUACCCUGGUCAUCAUGGAACUAAUGACACGUGGCGAUCUCAAAAGUUAUCUCCGGUCUCUAAGGCCAGAAGUGGAGAAUAAUCUAGUCCUAAUUCCUCCGAGUUUAAGCAAGAUGAUCCAGAUGGCUGGAGAAAUUGCAGAUGGCAUGGCCUACCUCAAUGCCAACAAGUUUGUCCACAGAGACCUUGCUGCCCGGAACUGCAUGGUAGCUGAAGAUUUCACAGUCAAAAUUGGAGAUUUCGGUAUGACACGAGACAUCUACGAGACAGACUACUACCGGAAAGGAGGGAAGGGCUUGCUGCCUGUGCGCUGGAUGUCUCCCGAGUCUCUCAAGGAUGGAGUCUUCACUACCCAUUCUGAUGUCUGGUCCUUUGGGGUCGUCCUCUGGGAGAUUGCCACGCUGGCUGAGCAGCCCUACCAGGGCUUGUCCAAUGAGCAAGUUCUACGUUUUGUCAUGGAGGGCGGUCUUCUGGACAAGCCGGACAACUGCCCCGACAUGCUGUUUGAACUUAUGCGCAUGUGCUGGCAGUACAACCCCAAGAUGCGGCCCUCGUUCCUGGAGAUCAUCGGCAGCAUCAAGGAUGAGAUGGAGCCCAGCUUUCAGGAGGUCUCCUUCUACUACAGCGAGGAGAACAAGCCUCCCGAGCCGGAGGAGCUGGAGCUAGAGCUGGAGCCGGAGAACAUGGAGAGCGUGCCGCUGGACCCUUCGGCCUCCUCAUCCUCCCUGCCUCUGCCUGAAAGACACUCAGGACACAAGGCCGAGAACGGCCCGGGCCCCGGAGUCCUGGUUCUCCGAGCCAGUUUCGAUGAAAGACAGCCUUAUGCUCACAUGAAUGGGGGGCGUGCCAACGAGAGGGCCUUGCCUCUGCCCCAGUCUUCGACCUGCUGAUCCUCAGACGCUGCUGAAGCGUGUGCAAACAGUAACGUGUGCGCCCACGAGUGGGCGGGGGGAGCGCAGGUUGUAACAAUCUAUUCACAAGCCUCCUGUACCUCAGUGGAUCUUCAGAACUGCCAUUGCUGCCCGCGGGAGACGGCUUCUCUGCAGUAAACACACUUGGGCCCUUCCUGUUCUCAAUAUGCAAGCAGCUUUUUAUUUCCCUACCCAAACCCUUAACUGACAUGGGCCUCUGCAGACCUUAAUGACAACACUUAAUAGCAACAGGACACUCAAGAAUUGAGUUUCCUCACUCUCUGCCUUUCUCUCUCUUCUGCCUUCCCUCUCUCUCCUCUCCUUUUCCACUUCCACUCUCUCCUUUUUCUUUUCUUCUGCUUCACAAUUGAAAGAUAUUUCCGAAAGCCCAGCUGGGAAGCCUUUUUUUUCUUUCUUUCUUUCUUUCUUUCUUUCUUUCUUUCUUUCUUUCUUUCUUUCUUUCUUUCUUUCUUUCUUUCUUUUUUAAAUCAGAUUGACUUAAUGGCUGUCCCUGGGGCUCUUCAUCAGCCCAUACAUACUGGCCUGACACCUUGGGUUUUUACAAAAAAAAAAAAAAAAAAAAGGAAAAAAAUGCACACACUGAGAUGGAAUUUUUUUUUUUUAAUGUAUCUUUAACCUUUUUAGGGUCAUCCAAAAUUUUAAAAGGGCCAUUGUUAAUCCAUGGUUAUCAUUUUCAUGCUGCCAAUUUUUGCCAAAAUCCUGUUUUGUUUUGUUUUUUCUUGUGCACACUCCCUGCGCUGAUUUCCUUUUGUCCAGAGGCGUGGGAUGAAACACGGCAUCUUGUUGAUAAUAUCACUCAAGAGACACGUUGGCGAUGCCUGUGUGUUCCCCGUGUGCUCCUAGCCCACAUCCCCCCAGGUCUCCUUCUGUGAUGACUAGCUUACUAUUUCGGAGAACUGGACAAGAUGGAACUUGCCCUCCUUGAAGAAGGGCAAGUCUGAACCAGCUCUUCACCUUACCCCACCCACAGCACCCCAAGAAUUCUGGAGGAAAUGGCCGUGAGCAAGCCUGAAGGUCAGGUUGUGGGUCAAGGUGGUCGGCAUACCACCACCCUCCCGUUGCCCCAGCUCCCCUCCUGCUCCCAUUCCCCCUUCCCCGAGGGACACAGAUGCGAAAGGGUUCCAGAGACUCAGCCCAGCUGUUGGUGCAGAUGAGCAAGGAAGGGGUUCAGACACGGAAGCAGCCCAGGCAGUGGAUCCAAGCAGUCUAAGCGUUGACACGGUCUCUGUUACUAGGACUUCCUCGUGGGUCUCUCAUGUCUGUGUUAGACCGUGAAACAUUUGCGUACACAUCGUCUUCAGUGUCACUUUUAUAACUUUUUUACGGUUCGGAUAUUCAUCUAUACGUCUGUACAGGAAAACAAAGCUGCUAUUAUUUUUGUUCUUUAUCUCUGUGGAUUUAAUCUAUGAAACUUUCAGGUCUACCCUUCUUCCUUUUCGCUUACUCCAAGAAACUUCUAUGCUUUGUACUAGAGUGUAACUCUUCUUCCUCCUCUCCAGCAACCGAUGCUUCUGGAUCAUAAUUUGCCAGGAACUGUUUGAUGCCUUUUUAUAAGUACAGCGCCCUUCCCCUGCUCCCUGAAGCCCAUUCAUUAUCUUCUAACCCAUAGGCUCUGUGAGCACACUGCUGGUAAGGGAGUGAGGAGGGCCAGAGGCCUGGACCCAGGUACUCCUGGGCCCCACUUUCUCCUUCCCACAACUCCCUGCACACAGCAUUGGCAUCUGUUACAGUGCAAGACAUGCCACAAACUCAGGUCAGAAACAAAAAGGUUAAAAAUCUCACACAUCUGGUUUAGUGUCUAGAUUUCUAGCCCCCACUGUUGUAAGUCACACCUUGGCUUUCCCUUUUUGUUUUGGUUGUGGCACCCAUACACACAUAUAUAUUUAAUUUUGGGAAACAAUAGCAGUUUUAAACUGCAGACAGCAUCUGGAUUAUUAUUUUUUUUUAAUGGAUAUUUAAUCCUAUCCCAUUUUUUUAAAACAACAACAACAAAACAGCUGCUGAGUCCUCAGGGUUCAGCAGAGCAUGGCCCAGCGGCCCGUCUGUGGCCUUCUGCCAUCACCUUCACCACACCAACCUACCUGUCUUAGAACCAGAAUGUCUGAAGGGGUGGCCUCUGUGUGAGCAGGGUGCAGGGUUCUGACACCCCAUAGCCAGGAACAGCAGCCUCAGUGUUCUGGAGCCCACUCCCAGAUCAGGAGGCCUGAGUGACAGGCAGAGCAGAGCUGACCCCGUGGUGGCCAUGGAGCCCUUUGAUGUUUCCUUAGCCGGAACCACAGACCUUUGGCCCUGGGGGUCCUGUUUUGUUUAGUUUUUAGCACUUCUUACCAGAGGGAUGACAGCAUGAGAGUUGCUUCUGGGAUGGAAAUAUUUAAAUGAUGAGUAAGAAAAAAGUUGGAAGAUAAUGAUUGCAGUUGUGACUGGAGAUUAAACACAGAAAAGAAAGCUUUUAGUUCUCUGGCUUGUCUGUAGUUUCAGGCUCACGGCUCUCACUAGCCUCUUCCUCACACUGUUUCCCCUUAACAAACAAAGAGAAGAGAAGGAGGAAAAGGUUUAUUAAGAAGGUAUUUCAUGUAGGAGUUUUAAUUUAUUUUGUGAUACCUGUUUUAAUCACUGUAGAGAAGCCCCUGUUAUGAAUUUUAAAUACUGAGGAAAAGUGUGCGCAUCUGUGUGUGUGUGUGUUAGAUGGGACAGUUUUUGGGUUGGGAGGGUGUUUUUUUCAAACAUUUAUCUACCUCACUCUUGUUUUUCGUGUGUG
Messenger RNA from Psammomys obesus (fat sand rat), 6937 nucleotides. It is a transcript of the gene Igf1r, whose product is annotated as insulin like growth factor 1 receptor. Gene Ontology annotation, biological process: positive regulation of kinase activity; positive regulation of phosphatidylinositol 3-kinase/protein kinase B signal transduction; positive regulation of MAPK cascade. Lineage: Eukaryota; Metazoa; Chordata; Mammalia; Rodentia; Muridae. Gene Ontology annotation, molecular function: ATP binding; insulin receptor activity; phosphatidylinositol 3-kinase binding. Gene Ontology annotation, cellular component: insulin receptor complex; axon; membrane. The coding region runs from base 25 to 4137 and encodes 1370 amino acids. The transcript is spliced from 21 exons. The record is from RefSeq and is a predicted model, not a curated record.